AUGAAGGUAUUUCUAAGUGGAGGAAGCGGCUUCAUUGCAGCCCACGUCCUAGAUAUUCUCCUCGAGCAAGGACACACUGUAAUCACCAGCGUGCGGUCAGAAGACAAAGCGUCCAAAAUCCGCGCCGCGCACCCCAAGGUGCCCGAGUCCCAGCUCUCAUUCCGCAUCGUUGAAGAUAUCGCGCAAGAAGGUGCCUUCGAUGAGGCAAUCAAGGCCUCUGAGGGGCUUGAAGGCGUGAUUCACACCGCCUCGCCCUUCCACUUCAAUGUCACAGACACGAAAAAGGAUCUGAUCGACCCAGCCGUAAUCGGCACCACAGGCAUCCUCAAGGCGAUCAAGAAGUACGCACCGGGCGUGAAGCGCGUCGUGAUCACCUCCUCCUUUGCGUCAAUUUACGAUGCGACCAAGGGCAAUACCUGGGACCAUACAUACUCCGAAAAGGACUGGAAUCCCGUCACGGAAGCCGAGGCGCUGGAGAACCCCUCAAAUGGAUACCGGGCCUCGAAAACCUUUGCAGAGAAGGCGGCGUGGGAGUUCCUUGAGAAGGAGAAGCCCAACUUUACGAUCGCCACCGUGUGCCCACCACUGGUUUUUGGGCCGGUUGUGCAUUACUUGAAUGAUUUGAAGGCGAUUAACACCAGCAAUGCACGGAUUAGAGAUGCCAUCGAGGGGAAGUGGACCGAGGGCAUUCCGGAGACCGGAGUCUAUAUUUGGACAGAUGUGCGGGACCUCGCCCUCGCGCACGUACGCGCCCUCGAGCGUCCCGAAGCCGCCAACAAACGCUUCUUUGUCACCGCAGGCUACUUCAGCAAUCGCGUGCUCGCUAACAUCAUCCGCAAGAACUACCCGAAACUGGCGGAUAAGUUACCAGGGGAUAGUGUCCAGGGUGGAGAUUAUCCGGAAGGGGGACAGGCAAGCGUGUACAAGACUGACAACAGUAGAACGAGGGAGGUGCUAGGUAUUGAGUUCAGGAGUUUGGAGAGCAGUAUUGUGGAUUUGGUGAAGAGCUUGUUGGAGGUUGGUCUGAAGGGGUAG
This is a messenger RNA of Venustampulla echinocandica, 1035 nucleotides long. Its product is annotated as putative NADPH-dependent methylglyoxal reductase GRP2. Lineage: Eukaryota; Fungi; Ascomycota; Leotiomycetes; Helotiales; Pleuroascaceae. Gene Ontology annotation, molecular function: oxidoreductase activity, acting on the CH-OH group of donors, NAD or NADP as acceptor. The coding region runs from base 1 to 1035 and encodes 344 amino acids. The transcript is spliced from 3 exons. The record is from RefSeq and is a predicted model, not a curated record.